AUGUUUAGACAUUCAUCACAAGCAACAACUGAUCACAAUGAGGAGUUGGAAUCAGAUGAUGAUGAAGAUGACGAAGAUAAUGAUAUGGAGGGUGAUGGACAAGAUGAAUUCGAUGAAAUAUUAUCAGAUUUUAAAAACGAAGACUGUAAUGAUGAUGUAGAGGUAUUAAAUUCAACCAGAGCCAACUUUAAUGGAAUAAAGAUCGUGAAUAAUAUUAAUCCGAUGUUAGAAUCCUCGUACUUCAAGCUCAAAAUAAAUGACAAAAUGAAAUACUUUCACAAACAAUCGUCCUGUUGGCUGUUAUCAAAUACAAUAGCUAAGUUAUCGAGUGAGCGUUUAACUCGAGUCAUGCAGCAAACAACUAAUAACAGUUCAUAA
Molecule: messenger RNA, 378 nt
Organism: Rotaria sp. Silwood2
Lineage: Eukaryota; Metazoa; Rotifera; Eurotatoria; Philodinida; Philodinidae
Source: the annotation of a GenBank genome assembly